Messenger RNA from Entamoeba invadens IP1, 1278 nucleotides. Its product is annotated as serine/threonine protein kinase ppk14, putative. Gene Ontology annotation, cellular component: nucleus; plasma membrane; cytoplasm. Gene Ontology annotation, molecular function: ATP binding; protein serine/threonine kinase activity. The record is from RefSeq and is a predicted model, not a curated record. Lineage: Eukaryota; Evosea; Mastigamoebida; Endamoebidae. The transcript has a single exon. Gene Ontology annotation, biological process: protein phosphorylation. Bases 1 to 1278 code for a protein of 425 amino acids.
AUGAGUGACAUCAAACCAAUGAACCCGGUCUUAAGUUCAUCACCAAGUGGUGAUCAAGACCUUCCCAAGACAGUUGGGUUACUAGAUUUCCGCAAAGUGAAGAUGAUAGGGCGUGGCAAUGUUGGCCAUGUUUAUUUAGUUCAACUCAACAACACAUCUCAUUAUUUUGCGAUGAAAGUUCGCUCAAAGGCAGCAAUGACUCAACAAAAUAAAACGGACCGAGUGACCACAGAACGUGAGAUCUUAAAAACAACUCACCACCCAUUUUUAACGCAUUUGUAUUGGUCCUUCUCCACUGAAAAAUGUUUUUACUUUGUUAUGGACUAUUGUGCUGGGGGGAACUUUUAUCGAGCACUUCGCAAGACACCGCACAAGUUUCUUCCUGAAGAACCUGCUCGGUUUUACUUAGCUGAGAUAUUAUUAGCUUUAGAAUACCUUCACUUAAAUGGAAUUAUAUAUAGAGACUUAAAACCAGAAAACGUUCUAUUAAAUAGUUCCGGGCACAUCAUGUUGUCCGACUUCGACUUAAGUAAAACAGAACCGACUAAAGAGAACGUAGUUGACGUUAUUAAAGCUGCACAUGAGAAAUUUAAGAAAGAGCCAGACUUCAUCACUAACUCCUUUGUGGGGACUGCAGAGUACUUAGCUCCAGAAGUCUUGGUCGGCUUCGGGUACUCCGCUCAAGUCGACUGGUGGACUUUUGGGAUCUUAAUGUAUGAGAUUUUGUAUGGAAGAACUCCGUUUUUUAAUAGAAAUAGAGAUACCGUGUUUUCUAAUAUCUUAGAUGGGGAACUAAUGUUCCCGAAAACUUGGACAUAUCCCAUCUCUACUAAUGCUAAAGAUCUCAUGAGAGAACUUCUCCAAAACGAUCCAGAAAAGAGAAUAGGCGCUAAAGACGGGGCGGAGGAAAUUAAAGCUCAUAACUUUUUUAAAGGAGUCAAAUUCCAAUUAAUUAGAAAUAUAACACCACCUAUUAUCCCUAAAAUUUCGGGACCAGAAGACACAAAAUAUUUCGACGAAAAUCAGACCGACGACGGGUAUCUAGAAAAAGAACUAGAAGCAUUACAAAAACUCAAAGAAGAGGAAAGUGAUGAAAAAGAUCGUGAGCGAAAAAGCGAAAAUCUCACACUCGCCCAGAUUUUGGAAAAAGACAAGUUGGACGAAAAAUUGGAAAAAACUGGCGACGCCAUUCAAAAACAAAACGAAACAAAUUCGGAGAAAAAAUUGCAACAACCAGCACAAGUGCAAAUCAUAUUGGGGGAAAAUCUUGAAAAAUAA